UGACGUUUAUUUUGGCGGGAAAUCCGUAAUCAGCAUAACAGUUGUUGAAGCGGUUAAAAUCAAAACCAGGACGGAUUGCGGCAACUGUUGUCCACAUCAGCUAGAGAUCAUGGGCCGCGACCAGGAGGACUCCAUGAUAAGCGAUCUUUUGGCGAAGAAUCCGUGCCGAAGCGGGGAAUUGGAUCUCAACUGGCCAGUUGAAAGAAUCAUAAAGUACGUUGCCGGCAGCUCGCAACUGGCCGGGCUGGAGGAACUCUGCAAGUCCGACUUGGAGGCGAGUAAACUACGCGAAUUCGGCAACCAUUUCUAUCGGCUACGGAAUCUGGUGGAAGCCACGUUCUGCUACAACCAGGCCAUUUGUCACGCACCGCCCGAUUCGGAACAGCUGGGCAUGGGAUAUGCCAAUCGAUCGGCGAUUUGUUUCGAGAUGCGCGACUACGAGAUGGCCCUAUUCAACAUCCAGAUGGCUAAGAAGCACAACUAUCCGGACAAGUUGAUGGCGAAACUGCUGGAACGCGAACGCAACUGUAGGCAGCGCAUUGCAGAUGGUCACUCCAAGGGCACGGUUCCGAAUCCGCGGAUGGGAUUUAACGUGGACAUUAAUCCGCGCAUCCCCUUCUUGGCCAAAGGGAUCGCGAUGGGCUAUGAUCCGAGGUUUGGUAGGGGACUGGUCGCCGAGAAGGACUUCAACGCGGGGGACUUGAUUUUGGACGAGACGAGUGAACUUUUUGCCCAUGACUUCAAUUUGUGCUUCAAGCAUUGCAGCCAAUGCAGUGCUAAUGUAUGCCAAAUUUUGAUUCCAUGCCGGACGUGCGUCCUGUUCAUGUACUGCAGCGAGGAGUGUCGCGAGCUUCAUUGGAAGUUGUUCCAUCGAUUUGAGUGUGGAGUUGUGACCAAGCUGUGCUGUGUUUCUGGCACUGGGGAUAUAAUCACGCCAAGAUUCUUUUUCUAUGGAUUGACACAGUUUGGAGACGAUCUUCAGGCAAUGAUGGAGUACUGUGAGAAAGAAGUCAGCACUCAGUCCAAUCCUUUGGAGUUGGAUUUCGCAAAUCUGGACCGAAUGGAAUGGUUCAGGGUGUUGCAUAAUACCCAUCCUCGGGGUCUGGAUUCAUCACCGGGUGGCAAAAGGGCGGUCGCAUCCUAUUUCGUGGUCUUCCUGAUGAACCCCGUGGUCAAGUCGAUCAUACGCACCGAAUCUCACCGACAGUUCUUCCUGCGGUCUCUGUUGAGAUACAGUAGUAUGAUUCAUCCGUUAGCUACGACUUUUUUCACCAGUGAUGGUCACAUGUUUGCUGCAGUUCUUCCAAUUGGUAGUCUUUUGAACCAUUCCUGCGAUCCACACGCGAUUCAGAGCUUAAAUUACGGUCGCCGGAAGGUGAUACUGGUUCGACCCGUCCGGAAGGGUGAACAAAUCUUUGUGAGCUAUGGCCCAAUAUGGUGGAGGCAUAUCCCCGGAGCUGUAUUGCCAUUCAAGUGUCGGUGCGUCGUUUGUGACCAGCCAGAUCGAGAAUGGCACUCGCUGAAAGGACGACCGAUUCCUCCGAAGGCAGUAAAGGAUAUGCUAGUUUUGAAGGAGAUUUACGAGAAAGCUGACGUCCAUCCUGCCACAAAAUUGAUCGCACUGCAGCAGUUUAUGAAGCGAUACGCACGUCACCAUCCUAACGAGGCGUUUCUUGGGAAUUUUUUGAAGGUUUACUGCAGCUUUCUGGAAAUGGCUUGCGAAACGGAAGGGCAGAGGCUGGUGCGUGCAAGACUGCAGGCCGAAUUAGUUUGAGGUUCGAGUUUGAACGAACGCUGCACAUCGAUUUCUUACUUUUAUUUUUUCCCUCAAGUAAAUGAACUUGUUACUCGACGUGACAAACAAUAAAUAACACUAGAUUUAAUUCAAAUGCGUUUUUUUA
Culex pipiens pallens (northern house mosquito) is the source of this 1901-nucleotide messenger RNA. Its product is annotated as SET and MYND domain-containing protein 4-like. NCBI's taxonomy places the organism in Eukaryota, Metazoa, Arthropoda, Insecta, Diptera, Culicidae. Gene Ontology annotation, molecular function: protein binding. Bases 110 to 1774 code for a protein of 554 amino acids. The transcript is spliced from 2 exons. The record is from RefSeq and is a predicted model, not a curated record.